UUCCGAGAAAUCUCGCUGUCGCUUCUUCAUUUCUGUAACCGCCAAACACCAUACGCAUCUUCCUCCCACCGAUUUCACAAAUGCUGCAACGCAUUUCCUUUCCCUUGGCCAGACCGAAGCAGAAGAAAAUCAAAUCCAAAAAAAUCCAGUGCUCCUUGUCACCACCAACCAACCAUGCUCCUUCAUAUCUUCCUUCUCCACUCCAUUACUCUCCUCCUAUCUUCCUUCGCUUCUCCCCUCCCAUCCACUCUCUCCCUACUCUCAUUCCGCAACUCCCUUCCAGAACCUUCCCAACGCCUACUCCCCUGGAACACGUCCCACCGUCCAUCAUCUUCCCCGUGCCGAUGGCCCGGCAUUAGCUGCCGUUCAUCCACGAUUAAAUCUCUAAACAUCUCUUCCUUCGGCCUCUCCGGCGCCCUAACCACCGCUUCCAUUUCCCACCUCUGCAGCAUUAAAACCCUCGUCUCCGUCAAUCUCAGCGGCAACCGCUUCUCCGGCCCCAUCCCACCAAACCUCCAGAACUGCACCUGUCUCCGCACUGUCCUCCUCAAUGACAAUCUCUUCACCGGCCCAAUCCCGCCCGGCCUUUUCCGAUCAGACCAUCUCGUUGAAUUCGAUGUAAGUGGCAAUUCACUCACAGGACGAAUCCCGCCCGAGGUAGGACUCUGCACCAAUCUUAAAAUCCUAGGCCUUUAUCAGAAUUCCCUAACCGGCGAGAUUCCGCCGGAGAUCUUUCUUCUGCAGAAUCUUGAAUACCUGUACUUACAAAUGAAUAAGCUGACCGGAAACUUACCAGACUUCCCACGCUCAUGCGCAAUCUCUGAAAUCUGGAUUUAUGGAAAUGAGUUGUUUGGAUCCUUACCGAGUAGUCUGAAUAACUGUCGGAACCUUACUGCAUUCUACGCUUCGGAAAAUGGGUUCGAAGGAACAAUACCGGAGAUGUUCGGGAAUCUGUUUUAUCUUGAAUACCUUCAUCUCAGUAAAAACAAAUUCGUGGGUGAAAUCCCUGCGACUAUAGGGAAUCUCAAGAGCUUGAUUGAGCUUGAUCUUUCAGAGAACAAUCUCAAUGGUAGUAUAACUGAAAGGAUUGGAAGAUGUCGUUGGGCGCAGGUAAUUUCCUUGCGGGGGAACCGUUUGGUCGGCCGCAUUCCUCAGUCAAUCGGAAAUCUCAAGGAUUUGAGAUCACUCCUUCUAUUUGAUAACAUGCUUGUAGGUACAUUGCCGCCUGAAAUCAGGAAUUGCAGCUCGUUGGUCGAUCUUAGGAUUCAAAAUAACUUUCUUGAAGGACCCAUUCCUCUGGAAAUAUUUGAGCUUGAGAAUCUUCGAGUGCUUUUGCUGUUUAACAAUCGUCUUGAAGGGAGUAUUCCUCCACAGAUAGAGAAGAUGAGUAGUCUUGUGCAGUUGGGUUUGUAUAAUAACAGCUUGACCGGUCAAAUUCCGCUGGAGAUUGCACAUUUGAGGAAAUUGCAGUAUCUGUCAUUAGCAUAUAAUAAUCUUUCGGGAGAGGUGCCUUCUCAUCUUGGGAAGAACACAUUUCCCGGACUAGAGAUUCUGGAUUUAACAGGGAAUCAUCUUUACGGAAAAAUUCCUUCUGAUCUCUGUGCUUCCAAGAGACUUUCCGUUUUGGACCUUGGGAACAACCAUUUCAAUGGGAGUUUUCCUGUUGAAAUCGGACAGUGUGCGACUCUUAAGAGGGUUAUUCUCAGAAACAAUCUAUUGCAAGGGACUUUUCCAGUGAAUUUGAUGCGAAAUCCAAGUAUUUGGUUCUUGGAUGUUAGAGGGAACUUGCUUGGGGGAUCCAUACCGCCGAGUCUCAGUCUAUGGAGAAACCUGUCAAUGCUUGAUAUUUCAGAUAAUCAGUUGUCGGGAUCUAUACCUUCUGAGCUGGGUAAUCUCGGGGGUCUGCAAAUUUUGAGGAUUUCUUCAAACAGACUGACAGGGACUAUACCACGGGAAUUGGGUAAUUGCAAAAAGCUAAUGAAAUUGGACCUCAGCAAGAAUCGUCUAUCAGGAAGCAUUCCCAGUGAUAUCGCAACUUCCAUGCAAUUGGAAAGUCUUCUGCUUCAAGAGAAUGAACUAACAGGAGGAAUUCCUGAUUCAUUUUCAUCUCUUCGGAGCCUUUUCGAAUUGCAGCUUGGAGGGAACAUGCUGGAGGGUUUGAUUCCUUAUGGUCUGGGUAAUCUGCACCAAUUUUCUUUGGUUCUGAAUCUGAGCAGUAAUAGGCUAUCUGGUGGUAUACCGAGUAGCCUUGGAAACCUAGAUAAGCUGCAAAUUCUUGAUCUCUCAAGCAACCAUUUCUCAGGAGAGAUACCAUCACAGAUGAACAAUAUGCUGUCUCUUUCUUUUGUUAAUAUAUCAUUCAAUCAGUUAUCUGGUGAGUUGCCUGCAUCUUGGAUAAAGCUGUUGUCUUUGUCACCGAGGUCCUUUUUGGGAAAUCCAGAGCUCUGUGUAGAAGGUAAUGAGGCUGGAUUUUGCAAGAAUGCAGACCGUACCCACAAAACAAGAAGGGAGAUGCUCACUGCUAUCAUGUUCGGCAUUAUUUUCUUUGUAGUUGCCUCUUGUUGUGUGGUUUACAUAUUGUUCAUUCGAGGAGUGCUGCCCCAUAGAUGGGCCCCUUUUCAAUUUCUAGUCCAUGAUGUUGACUUGAUUGAAGAUUUACCCCACGGCCUGAAAUUUGAAGACAUCAUACGAGCUACUGAAGGGUUGAGUGAGAAGUAUGUGUCAGGGAGGGGAAGGCAUGGGACAGUAUACCGAGCAGAGUUUGAAAAUGAAAAGGUUUGGGCUGUGAAAAAGCUUGAUUUGUCUGAGGUCGGAUUUUCCCAUGAGUUAAAGACUCUGCGCUUGGUGAGACACCGAAAUCUUGUAAGGAUGGUUGGCUACUGCAUCAGAAAUGGGUUUGGCUUCAUAGUCUGUGAGUAUCUUCCUGGUGGAACCCUGUUCGAAGUUCUACACCAGAGAAAACCCCACGUGGUGUUGGAUUGGAAGGUUCGCCAUCGUAUGGCUCUAGGCAUUGCUCAAGGCCUGUCAUAUCUUCACCAUGAUUGCAUGCUUCAGAUCAUUCAUAGAGAUAUUAAGUCGAGCAAUAUUUUGAUGGAUUCUCAACUAGAGCCCAAAAUUGGAGAUUUCGGUAUGGCAAAAUUGGUUACUGGCACAGAUACAAGCUCAACAAUGUCUUCCAUUGUAGGAACGCUCGGCUAUAUCGCUCCAGAACACGGAUAUUCCACCCGGUUGACUGAGAAAUGCGAUGUAUACAGCUACGGAGUUAUUUUACUAGAACUCCUUUGCAGAAAAGUGCCAGUGGACCCAAGCUUCGAGGAUGGCCUCGACAUCGUAACCUGGAUGAAUAAGAAUCUGCAGAGGACUGAUGGAUGCUCUCCUUUUCAUUUCCUGGAUGAUGAGAUUUUGUUUUGGAUGGAAGACGAGAAAUCAAAAGCAUUGGAACUACUCAGAUUGGCACUAUCAUGCACUCAGCUGGCUUAUGAUGCAAGGCCUACCAUGAGAGAAGUAGUAGUAUCCUUGAUCAAGUUGAACGGUUGAAAAAGAGAGCAAAAGCUUUUAUAUAUGGAGAGGGGCGUUACACUUUUUCAAACCCACUUCUCCGAUACUAAAGAUUACAUGGAACAGGUUUCAUUUAGAAAGGGCAACGUUAUGUUCAGUUCGCUACUGAGUUUGCUGCAAAGAACGCGAGAGCACCAACAAACGGUGCAUUGAUGUAAGUGGCUGGUUCCGCUUGCUGAUAAUUGUUCCGGUCAUCGUUGAAACUAUCUCUAUUAUCUGGACCACCCACUACUGCGCCAACCAGGAUGUUUGGGUUGGGGGAACCUGAGUACAGGUACUGGAAUCCGGCAUUGCAGGGAAUGGAACUUGGGUGCGAGUGUACAGAUGGCAGUGAGGAGCCUCUAUGAUGGACAUGCUGUGGAUACCUCUCUCCGAAUCCCACCAUGUAUGACAUCUUCGCCGGAUUCUGACCUAAUAUGUAGUCAACCUGGUAUUGAAGCCAUUGGAUAAUUUGGUUAAUGUCUGAAGAAGAAAUUGCUGUAAUGUUAAUUUAAGGUGUGUUUGGGUGUCAGAUUGAACUGUAUUGCAAUUCAUUCAUUUCAUUAUAGAGGAAAUGACCAAGGUGGGGUGUUCAUUGGAAUUCUGUGUACUUGAAAUGAUAGUUACUGUGAUUUGGGGCAAGUCUGUCUUUACAAAUGGCUACCCCAACUGUGGUCAUUUACUACUUUUUGGAUUGAAUUCGUGCAAUUCAAUGCAAUUGAGCAUUCCAUCCAAAACACAGCCCUAGUUAUUAGAGCUACCUGCUUUUUAGCCAGUGAAAUGAGGUUUUGGGGUGUGACAGUUGCGGUCCCGCAAGAGGCAUGGCCUCCAUAAGAUGUCAGAUAAUUAGCGUAUGUCAGGAGGAGAAAGGCCGUGGAUGUCACGUACUGCAGAUUGCUCUCACUUGCUUUAUAGAAAAGUCCCCCUGUAUGAUGGAUGGCAGUUAAACCGUUCAUCAGAAAUGUUGAUUAGAAGUCAGGGAUAUUUAAAAAGAAAUUGGUGAUCAGAGGUGGGAUGGACCUGGUGUGUAUUGGGCCUGGAAACUCGAUGUUCCAGGGAUCAGGGAGCAAAUGUAGUUAUCCGCGUGUAUUUUAUAUAGCUGCAGUUCCUCGACUCUGUUCUGCAAGAAGCUCUGUGGAGAAGGCCCAGAAAGCUAAAAUCAUGAGCCCGGAUUCGCUCAUAUAAAAGAACUAAGCUGGAGGGGGGGAAAAAACCUUGGAAAGAAGAACUUUGGUUCCAACUCGCUUGUCAUCCCAGCUGAAAGAGUAAUCAUCUUCAUCUGCACCCAUCGUGUGACCGUUGGAUUGAAUGUACGCCAAGUAUGAACUGUCUUGUGACGCCCGAUGAAGCCAUGAUGCGCCCCAUAGAAGCUCGUCCUGAAUUACAGUUCCAGAUCACAAGAUAUAAUUUAAACUGAUGAAUUAUAUGAUUCUUGGCCCAUGGAUAUGCAUAGUAUUCUUAGCUUUUCAGUUUGUACAAUCAGGGCCUUUGGUUCAGUUAUCUGGACCACUGAUAUGACGGGGACUGGAUGUAUGGUGUACCUCACUCCAAAAAAAUGGGGAACGGAAGUUGAAGGUUACUUAUUCAAUUCUAUCCGCAGGCCAGCCACCAGUCAAAGAGUUUGGAUUGUGGGUUCGUGGUCCAAACACUGGGGCCCAUCAUUCCCAUGGUCUCCAUCACUGAUAGAUUGGCCCUGCUUGUACAAACUGAAGAUCAAGGGUACCAUGCAUAUUCUCAGCUCAAAGAUUACUUCGAAAACCAAAGCCGAGACACUGCCUCUUACAUGAUAUCCAGAGUAAGAGCAGUAAAAUGGGCACACCGCGGAGCUAAGAGAAUCACUGUAAGCUCCCCUGUAGUGGUCAGCGAAAUCAAAGACCUGCAUUUCAAGAUUGGCUGGAUUAUAAACCUGAAAACUACUCAAUUCAGAAACAAUUUCCAUGCAGGUGUGGGAGUAUUACUUUCAUUGCAGUUUGAAGUAAUUUGGCAGAGUAAGAAGGGUCGGAGUCUUUAAACACGAUGGAAGCUGCGGCCAAUGCAGCAGCUGUCUCAGCUGCAACAUCAGAACCUGGGUUUUGCGUGGACACCUUGUAAACAUUGCGAGGUGUGUCCAUGUCUUCGGGCCGCUCCCAGCACCGGUGAUCCAUGUUUGGAUCUCCCACCUGCAUCGCUCACAUCCAAACCAAAAAACACUUCAGAUUAUGUAAGAAGGGUCCAGAGUAAAAUGCAAGUGUGAUAUAUCAGCAGUUGGGCUGCGAAUCCACUCCUUUUCUCUAGCGUCGAGAUCACGGUGUUGGCAUCCAAUCUUCGGUUGCAGUCUGAACUGAGUGCAAGCAUGUACUCACGUUUCUUUAUAUUCUUGAUUUUAGCUGGUAAGUUCAGAUGCUUGUAUGUAUUUAUGUAUUGAAUGAAUGGUUUUGAUAAAACGUGGCCCUGGGAGUGGCACUCCAUAUCAGUGAUCUGGGCCAUUCAUUGGCAGUGACCACUAUGAAAAUGACAAAUGCCAAAAAUCAGGUUACUACGCUCAUCAAGCGAGCCUCAUGUGUUGAAUUUGGACCA
This is a messenger RNA of Magnolia sinica, 6093 nucleotides long. RefSeq names its product receptor-like protein kinase. Gene Ontology annotation, cellular component: plasma membrane. The record is from RefSeq and is a predicted model, not a curated record. The coding region runs from base 175 to 3537 and encodes 1120 amino acids. Lineage: Eukaryota; Viridiplantae; Streptophyta; Magnoliopsida; Magnoliales; Magnoliaceae. Gene Ontology annotation, molecular function: protein kinase activity; protein binding; ATP binding. The transcript has 2 exons. Gene Ontology annotation, biological process: hormone-mediated signaling pathway; protein phosphorylation.